UUGGUGAAUAAACAAGUUCACCCGACUUGUACGAUGAAGAUCAAUCACACCAACAGCGAUUCAUGCUUGAAUCGUUACAUUUACAUCCAUGACGGUCUUCCUGCAAGGUUCAACUAUGACUUCCUCAACAAUUGUGAGUCUCUUAGCCCAAGAGCUAGUAGUAGCAACAAACCGAGUAUGUGUCCACAGCUUGUAAAUUUGGGGCUUGGUCCGGAUGUUAGCAAAUCGGAAGGAGUUUUGUCCGACAAAAGUUGGUAUCAAACAAAUCCCCACUUGUUAGAAGUCAUAUUUCACAACAGGAUGAAGAAGCACGAGUGUUUGACAAGCAACUCCAAUCUUGCUUCAGCCAUUUAUGUGCCAUUCUAUCCUAGCAUGGGCGUUGGUGUCCAUCUGUGGGAUUCUAACGUCGAAAUCAGAGACGCUUCAGCCAAGGAUUUUGUCAAAUGGAUUUCGAGACAACCCGAAUGGAGGAAAAUGUGGGGGAGAGACCAUUUCUUUGCUUAUGGGAGGACUGCUUGGGAUUUCAGAAGGCAAGAGGAUGAUAGUUCUGAUUGGGGAAGUAAACUCAGGUUCUUGCCCGAGUCCCUGAACAUGACUAUAUUAAUAGAAGGAAGCGAAUGGAAAAACGACAUCGCAAUUCCGUACCCGACAAACUUUCAUCCUACAGAGGACAGUGAGGUGGUUGCAUGGCAAAACAAGGUGAGGAAACAGGAAAGGCCUUAUUUGUUUACUUUCGCAGGUGCACCGAGGCCUAACUUGGAAGGUUCUAUCCAGGGAAAACUUAUCGAACAUUGCCAAGCUUCAAAUAACUGCAAUUUUUUACACUGCACUGAAAAGAUUUGUGGCAACCCGAUUACAGUUAUGAGGGCGUUUCAGAGCUCAGUUUACUGCUUGCAGCCAGUCGGGGACUCAUUCACUAGGAGAUCAGCUUUCGACGCGUUUCUGGCUGGUUGCAUUCCAGUUUUCUUUCAUCCAGCUACCGCGUACGCUCAAUAUUUAUGGUACUUACCAAAGGAUCAUACCAAGUAUUCGGUGUUUAUUCCCGCGAAGGAUGGAAAUGAUUUGAAAGAAGGCAGAAUUGAGAAUAUCUUGCUUGGAAUUUCGAAGGAAAAGGGGGCGGCCAUGCGAGAGGAGGUCAUAAGGCUAAUACCAAAGCUGGUAUAUGCAGAUCCCAGGGGAAGAUUAAAGACUCCCGAUGCAUUUGAUAUAGCUGUGCAAGGAAUGCUUGACAGAAUAGAGAAUGUUAGAAAGGUGAUGAAUGAGGGAAGGGAUCCAAGUGCUGACUUUGCAGGUCUUGAGAAUGAUAAGUUCAAAUUUCCUGACAGUACAGACUAA
Messenger RNA from Malus domestica (apple), 1335 nucleotides. Its product is annotated as probable xyloglucan galactosyltransferase GT14. Gene Ontology annotation, molecular function: glycosyltransferase activity. The record is from RefSeq and is a predicted model, not a curated record. NCBI's taxonomy places the organism in Eukaryota, Viridiplantae, Streptophyta, Magnoliopsida, Rosales, Rosaceae.